This is a messenger RNA of Exophiala aquamarina CBS 119918, 1692 nucleotides long. RefSeq lists its product as uncharacterized. Gene Ontology annotation, cellular component: nucleus. The transcript is spliced from 3 exons. The record is from RefSeq and is a predicted model, not a curated record. The coding region runs from base 1 to 1692 and encodes 563 amino acids. Gene Ontology annotation, molecular function: transcription cis-regulatory region binding; DNA-binding transcription factor activity, RNA polymerase II-specific; zinc ion binding. Gene Ontology annotation, biological process: regulation of DNA-templated transcription; DNA-templated transcription. Lineage: Eukaryota; Fungi; Ascomycota; Eurotiomycetes; Chaetothyriales; Herpotrichiellaceae.
AUGUCAAAACGGGUGAACAGCCUUGAGAAUAAUGUGCCCGCCUUUACCGAAGAUGCCCUGUCUGCCGGCCUUUUCCCCAACGGUCCGAGUACAGAGAGUUAUGAGGGUUCGACUAGAUCCUACAGUGGUACCGACUGGCUCCUUCUCACAGAUAUGGAGUACAAUCUGACUGGGACAUGGACGUUGGGGGAGGUUUCGAUCAACUAUCAACAGGCUUCAGAAAUACUGGGAUUCUAUGCACGGCAUUAUUACGAGCAUCUGCCCAUUCUUGAUCGAGUCACGUCGAUAUCAGAAUUCCAUGACUCAAGUGAAUUUCUUUUUUGGACUACAAUGCGCAUAUCGCUCUACAAUAAUCCUGGUUAUGGGGAUCUUUUCGCACUACUCUCGCAGCCUUAUCGAAAUUUACUAACAACAAGGGUGCUUGCUCCCAUUCAAGAUUUCAGGACGUUACAAGCGAUUAUCCUUAUCUGUCACUGGCCAACCUCUGGCAUACGGCAGAGUGACGAUCCAAGCUGGCAGUAUUGUGGAAUCGCACUCAAUACGGCAAUGCAGAUGGGAAUUGAUCAACCCGGUCCGGGGCGACGUCUUGCUCCAUUUGGCGGACGAUCUAAUGCACAUCAAAUGAGCGUCUAUACUCGACAGAUGACCUGGUUAGCUUGCUUCUCUAUCAGCACUAUCCUCAGCGUCUGGCUUGGUGUCACUCCUCAUGUGUCCUCACCUACCCAACUAAGUACAAUUGCUUUAAUGGCACAAGAUCCAGACGGCCCUCGCCCAUUUAUGAUACAUAUUGAGAUUCAAAGACAGACUGUGCGGUAUUCAAACGCCCUCGCCGGUGAUGUUGACUCUGCAAAUGCUUCUAGCCUGAUGAACCUGUUCCACAAUGAGUUGGACACACUCUAUACGUUAUAUAAAGGGCUCUGGUCUAUGAGACUUGAAAUUCAGCUUCUACGUGCUAAGCUGUACCUCUACUCACAUUGCCUUAACAUUGCAUCAAAAGAUGGAAGCAAUGCUAGACGCUUUGAUGGACAGUCCAAUCUUGACUCGGCUAAGAUUCUCGUCCAUCAAGGGCUUCUUUCCGCCGUCUCGUUGAUCCACAACAGUCAGAAAUUGAACAACCAACUUGUAGAUGGUGAAGAGACUUCAAGAAGUGGUACUCUGAUCCACUACCCAAAAUACUAUAUGCAAACAAUCGUGUUUGCGGUCAUUUUUCUGCUGAAGUUUCUCAGCGCAAAUCCGAGGGCCACGCAACAGGACAAAGAGUUAGCAUACUCCCAUAUCACUAUCGCACACCAGAUCUUUUCGGGCUUCUCAGAUUCGCCGGAAUGCAUGCGGGUUGUGGAAGUUAUUGAAUACCUUGUGGAAAACCUAAAGGAAAUUGAUGAAGACGCAGCUUUGCCAACGAGAAGCAAACUCGGGGCAUCACUAAUGUAUAACACUUUAACAAUGAUGGGAACUGGGCUAGAGCGGAAGCUCGUUUAUACUACUUCAGGGACCAGGGAAAACGACGGUCAGGUCCCAGAAGCAAUCCUCGUAGCCGACUCGGAUGGCCUGGUGCAAUCUGCUGCUACGAUGUGGGACUCGAGUGGUUUGACAAAUCCGUUUGCCGCUGCUCACUCUGCAACGCAAGACGGACUGGCUACUUUCCAGUGGCAUACAGAUGAGAUGUUUUUUGAUCUGCCAGAUAGUUUCUAA